GAAGAAAUAUUUGUCAGUAGGCACCGUGAAAGUGUCUAGGACGGUGUUUUGGAUACUGGACAAGCGUGGGUGUGUUUCGGCGUGAUAGUGUUGGAUUUCCCACGGUUUACUCCUUCGGAUUUACCUACAACCUCAUUCGAUCAAAAUGCAUUUCCUAGAGCAUUUGAGUGAAAAUUUUACGACAGUGCUGCGACCGGAGGCGCGGUUGUCUGCCGAAACGCGUUACCUAGGAUGGAACGUGGCCCCCGAAGACUUACCUCAUAUUCCGGAGCAUUGGCUCAAGUAUCCGGAAACCGAAGCCUCGUUACACUACCUGCUCGGGUUGCUAUACGUGGCCUUCAUGGUGUUUGCCCUGAUUGGGAAUGGGCUGGUCAUCUGGGUGUUUUCUUCUGCGAAGUCGCUAAGGACACCUUCUAACGUAUUCGUGGUGAAUCUGGCGAUUUGCGACUUCAUGAUGAUGCUGAAAACUCCCAUCUUUAUUUAUAACUCUUUUACCAAAGGCUUCACGACAGGACACUUAGGGUGUCAAAUUUUCGCCUUCAUGGGUUCAUUAUCCGGUAUUGGUGCUGGAGCAACGAACGCAUGUAUCGCAUACGAUAGAUAUAAUACCAUCGCUCGACCAUUCGAAGGAAAACUCACUCAUACUAAAGCCAUAUUUAUCACAAUUCUUGUAUGGUCCUACACCAUCCCAUGGGCCGUUCUGCCGUUGUUGGAAAUUUGGGGACGCUUCGUUCCUGAGGGUUACCUGACAUCAUGUACUUUCGACUAUCUAACCAACACGUUCGACAAUCGAAUGUUUGUCGGGACAAUUUUCACUUUCAGUUAUGUUCUUCCAAUGAGCCUGAUUAUAUACUACUACAGUCAAAUAGUAAGUCAUGUUGUGAAUCACGAGAAAGCUCUUCGUGAGCAGGCGAAGAAGAUGAAUGUGGACUCACUGCGAUCAAAUCAAAACCAGGCCAAUACUUCGGUAGAAGUGCGAAUAGCGAAGGCCGCCAUAACGGUAUGUUUCUUAUUCGUUGCUUCCUGGACGCCAUAUGCCGUACUAGCCCUAAUUGGUGCCUUUGGAGACAAGAGUUUGCUGACACCAGGAGUAACUAUGUUUCCUGCGUGUGCCUGUAAAUUCGUCGCCUGCUUAGAUCCAUACGUUUACGCCAUCAGUCACCCAAGGUAUAGAGUGGAGUUACAGAAGAGGUUGCCUUGGUUGGCGAUCACGGAAUCGCUGCCAACCGACUCGGCAUCUACUGUUACCGAUGCAUCAACAACAAACACUUCAGCACCAGUGUCCUCUUAAGUUCGUUUAUUUAUUUAGUUUGGAUUAAGUAUUGUAGAAUAAAAUAUUGUUAAGCGAUGAGACACCGAUAUUGAUGAAGACCUGCGCUAUGUUGAUACGGAUACGAUAAGGAAUUUUACCAUAGAUACAUAUAUACUAUUUUUGUGCAAAAUGUUGUGAACAAUAAAACUUUAUUGAAUGCAAUUUAAAAAAAA
This is a messenger RNA of Armigeres subalbatus, 1485 nucleotides long. Its product is annotated as opsin, ultraviolet-sensitive-like. Gene Ontology annotation, biological process: G protein-coupled receptor signaling pathway; cellular response to light stimulus; visual perception. The transcript has 5 exons. Gene Ontology annotation, molecular function: G protein-coupled photoreceptor activity. The coding region runs from base 146 to 1291 and encodes 381 amino acids. The record is from RefSeq and is a predicted model, not a curated record. Gene Ontology annotation, cellular component: plasma membrane. Lineage: Eukaryota; Metazoa; Arthropoda; Insecta; Diptera; Culicidae.